AUGUCAACCUCAACCUGGAAAUCCAAAGCUCGAGUGCGCACCCGCACCGGCUGCUUCGAAUGUCGCAAACGCCGCAAGAAAUGCGAUGAGCAAACACCAGCGUGCCAAAGAUGCGUCAACCUUGGCUCACACUGCACUUGGCCCACAACCACCACCCAGCUCAUGGACGGCCGAAGGCGUGAGAGACGUCAAUGGAAGUCUAAGUGCCCAAGUCUGUCAAAUGAGGAUAAGGCUCUGUAUACACAUUUCGCGACAACCGUGAUGCCGCAGCUUGUGCGACCGAAUUGUCCGUCUAUGUACAGUGAUCAAUCGCACAUACUCCGACUAGCCCAGGAAUUCUCUCCGCUGAUGGCGAUUAUGAUUGCCAUUGCAGCUCUUGAUCUCGGUAACGAUGCACUCGCCAUGCAGCACUACCUGCACUCGCUGCGCAGUCUGCAGGGUUGCAUAAUAGGUGCCCCCGGCACCGGGAAUGAAGACGGCUUAUUGGCUACGACAAUAUGUCUCUGUGUGUUUGAAAAUGUCCGACCGGAUGUGCCCCCAAAUAUCAGUCUGCAUGCGAAGGCUGCUGGCGAGCUCCUUUGCCGACGACGCCCAGAAGAGACCGUCCAAUCCCCGUCCCAGCCAGCAGUAGUAUUUCAACGCACUUGUGUGGAAUCGUUCCUGUAUCACAGCACGCUUACGAUGCUGUUUACCCCCUCCCUCGAUGCAAUAGCAGGCAACAUACCUCUGUAUUUGGCCUUUGCAGCCAAUGAUGAACAAACUGUUCCGCAACCUAUCUUGGAUGAACCUUAUUAUUUCUUUAUCAUGAUUGCAAAUGUGACGCGAAUCGCUCGGUUGGCCCGCGACCUAAAUCAAGAAGAACACCAGAUGUGGACACGCCUUCAGAGCGACAUCGUGCAAUAUGAGCGCAAGGACGAUAGUGAUAACUCCAUGAGAAUACUCUACUCACGAGCUGUUCGAAUCUUGUUACUCAAGAAAGAUCCUACCCGGGGAACUACACAAAGAGCAUCCGAAAUAAAAGCCCUCUUCCACGAAGGACUGAUUCUCUUGGAGAAAAUAGACAUCCAAAACUACUUCCUCAGUUAUGCUCUAUGGCCUGUGGCUGUGCUUGGUGCUGUUGCCGUGAGCGCAUCUGAACAGCACACCAUAAACAACAAGAUUAGUCCAUGGGCUCGCAUGAGGCGCGGGCAGGCAGUGCGAUUGCAAGAGCAACUGAUGAAUAUUUGGGCCUCACCACGGGAACCCGAAGACAUACUACUACUGCAACAAUUACAGUUGUUGAUGGAACCAUCUUGA
Penicillium egyptiacum is the source of this 1296-nucleotide messenger RNA. The record is from the annotation of a GenBank genome assembly. Lineage: Eukaryota; Fungi; Ascomycota; Eurotiomycetes; Eurotiales; Aspergillaceae.